AUGUUGGAGAUUGUUACCAGGAACAGAAGUGGGACAUUAGCCUCUGAGUCCAGCCCAGGUAGGUUGGUGGACUUCCAGACUUACAACAUUCUGAGUAUUGUUUUCUUUGUCGUUGUCAUGGGAACCGUCAGCUUUUCCGGCAUCAUCUUCAACGCAAUCAACAUCAUCGUUUUCAGGAAGCAGGGCUUUAAGGACACCGUUAACAUAACCCUAUUCAGUCUGGCCCUCUCCGAUAUGGGAGGGCUAAUAUCACUUUUGUGGAUGAGCAUCUGUUUUAACCCCUGGCUUCUCGAUGCUGAUGUGCCUUUUGACAAUGAAGAGAUUGAAUACAUGACAGCAGGAUGGCCCCACACUUGUUUCACACGCAUCACUGGUUGGAUCACAGCCUUCGUCACGUUUGAGAGGUGUCUGUGUGUCGCUAUGCCUCUCAAAGUGAAGACGAUCAUAACCCCGAGGCGAACUAUCGGCAUGCUUGUUGGGAUAUUCCUUUUCGUCAUCGCUGGCGUCGUGCCGGCCUACUAUUCGAUUCGUUUAGAGCCAAAGUUUUUUCCUCGCAGAAAUGAAACGAAAGUGGGGUUGGUUUACAUACCCAAUGGCGCCUUCAUCGAGAACGUAGCAGUUAUCAUCAACAUCAUACCUCAAUACGUUUCUUUCUCUGUCGUCAUCAUCUGUACCAUUAUUCUUGUUCAAAAUCUUAUGCUUCAAUCGAAAUGGAGACAGUCAACCUCACGCUCUGCUAAGAAGGAUUCUUUGGCAAACAGGGACAAAAGACUAGUCUCUAUGAUUAUUCUUAUUUCAAAAACAAGGCCCCCACACCUGCACAAGUCCUCACAGGCUAAGCAGCAUAAAGCGUUGGUGACAAAGAUGGAUGCCGGGAACAGAAGCAAGCCAGAGUCCCCAGAACCACAGCGUACAGGUCUAGUGAAUGACGAAGUCCUUGACGUAUUUGUCGUCCUUUUCUUCGUCGUCGCUUCAGGAACCAUCAGCUUCUUCGGCGUCCUAUUCAACAUGGUCAAUGUCAUCGUGUUCUAUAAGCAGGGCUUCAAAGACACGGUCAACAUUACUCUGUUUGGGCUGGCCAUCUCCGAUAUGGGUUCCCUCGUGACACUUCUCUGGAUGAGCAUCUGCUUCAACCCGUGGUUCGCCAACGCCGAUCUGCCCUUCGAUCAUCAAGACAUUCAGUAUCUCACGGCUGGGUGGCCGCAUGUUUGCUUCGCGCGCAUCACCAGUUGGAUCACAGCCUUUGUCACGUUCGAGAGGUGUCUGUGUAUCGCUCUGCCCCUCAAAGUGAAGACGAUUCUAACACCGAGAAGAACGGUUAUCGUCAUUGUCUCUAUAUAUUUCGUGAUGAUAGCGAGCGUCUCACCCGUGUACUACUCGAUCAGACUCGGCCCAAAAUAUUUUCCUCAAAGAAACGAGACAAAGAUAGGAUUAGUUUACCGACCGAGUGGUCCCUUUAUCGAGAACGUUUCUUUUUCCAUCAAUGUCUUUGCCCAGCUGGCUUCCUUCUUCUCGGUUAUCGUCUGCACUGCAAUCCUUGUCCAGAAUCUUCUUCUUAAAUCAAAAUGGCGGCAGGCGACUUCGAGCUCCGCGAAGCAGGAUACGUUUACGAAUAGAGACAAGAAAGUGGUCAAGAUGAUUCUCUUUAUUUCGAGUAUAUUCAUCGCUUGUUUCUUGCCCAGCGCAGUUAACCUGAUUGCGAUGAUUAUCUCUGCCGAAUACAGCAUCGUUGGUAGAUAUCAAAACAUGUUUUUGGUAACAUGGGCCAUCUUUAAUUCGCUGGAAGCAAAUAAUUCUACUGUGAACAUAUUUGUGUAUUACAACAUGAGCUCAAAAUACAGAGAAAUUCUAGACAAAAUGGUAAACAAGAAGCAAAUUAAAAAGUGA
Aplysia californica (California sea hare) is the source of this 1887-nucleotide messenger RNA. RefSeq lists its product as uncharacterized. Bases 1 to 1887 code for a protein of 628 amino acids. Gene Ontology annotation, biological process: G protein-coupled receptor signaling pathway. Gene Ontology annotation, cellular component: membrane. The record is from RefSeq and is a predicted model, not a curated record. Lineage: Eukaryota; Metazoa; Mollusca; Gastropoda; Aplysiida; Aplysiidae. Gene Ontology annotation, molecular function: G protein-coupled peptide receptor activity. The transcript is spliced from 2 exons.